CUUCUUCCUACAUCAAACUCCUGCCAUGCUGGUGUUAAGAUGAUUUCCUCAAUCCUCUCCGGGUUUCGACGCUUAUACUCCCUCGAUACUUUGGAUACUCGAUUUACCGUUCCCGCCAACGUCCCUCUCAAGCUCGCUGCUGAGGACACGCGAUCUGCCUCCGCGAAAGAUGCCCGCGCAAAUGCCAUCGCCAGCAACGCCUCGCCGUCGAAAUGGGGCACUGUAGAGUUCUACGUUUAUUACUUGAUCUUUCUGAUCGCGGUUCCGUUAAUGUUCAAGACUGCAAUAGAAGUGUCUCAAGAAUCACACCCCACCUAUACAACUUACUCCCAUCUCCUGUCACCGGGAUGGAUCCCAGGUCGGCAAGUGGACAACUCCGACGCCCAGUAUUCCAGCUUCCGUGAUAAUAUUCCCUACCUUCUCGUGCUGUUGAUCGUUCAUCCUCUCCUCCGCCGCGUCUAUGACUACUAUACUCGUUCUUCGGGUUCGAAUAAUCCUUCUGCGAAUGCCGGUGCGGCUGCGGCUGGGGACGCUCGACUUGCGCAGCGGAUAAGCUUCGACCUCUAUUUUGCCGUGUUUUUUAUUAUCGUUCUCCAUGGCGUGUCUGCGGCCAAGGUCCUUUUCAUUUUAUAUGUCAACUACCAAAUCGCCAAAACGCUCCCUCGAAAAUAUAUUCCCGCGGUUACCUGGACCGUCAAUAUUGCGACGUUGUUUGCCAAUGAACUCUGUGCUGGCUUCCCACUGGAGCGUAUGGUUGCUUUCCUGACAUUGGCAGAUGGACCGGGCAAGGACACCGUGUUGCUCCAAUGGGCUCGGUAUAUUGACGGAUUCGGGGGCUUGAUGCCACGAUGGGAAAUUUUGUUCAAUCUCACAACCCUCCGGCUGAUCAGCUUCAACAUGGACUUCUACUGGAGUCUCGACUAUCCUGCUGCAAGCCCCAUGGAAAAGAAACAACUCGAUCCGGCAUCGCUUUCUGAGCGUGACCGGGUCCGGAUCCCUGCCGAGAAAUCGGCUUUCAAUGGCCGUAACUACAUCGCCUACACCCUCUAUUCGCCCUUAUACCUAACUGGCCCCAUCUUGACCUUCAACGACUAUAUCUCCCAACAAAGAUUUGCCCCGCAGUCUCUCACGAAAUCCCGCACCAUUCUCUACGGAAUCCGUUUCUUCCUAACUCUCUUCGCCAUGGAACUGAUGCUCCAUUUCAUCUACGCCGUCGCCAUCUCCAAAGCCUCCCCCAACUGGUCCCUCUACACCCCCGGCCAACUCAGCAUGCUUGCCUACUUCAACCUGCACAUUAUUUGGCUCAAACUCCUCAUUCCUUGGCGUUUCUUCCGCCUCUGGGCCCUACUGGACGGCAUUGAUCCGCCAGAGAACAUGGUCCGCUGCGUCUCCAACAACUACUCCGCCUUUGCCUUCUGGCGCGGCUGGCACCGCUCCCUCAAUCGCUGGAUCGUACGCUACCUCUACGUUCCCCUCGGCGGUGGCGGCAGCAGCAAUCGUUCUACCACCGGGACCCCAGAAAAUAGGAAACUCUCGGCAUCUUCCUCCUCUUCUUCUCCUUUCUACGCCAAAGCCCGUCAAAUCUUCAACUUCCUCGUCGUCUUCACCUUCAUCGCCCUCUGGCACGAUAUCAACCUCCGUCUCCUCAUGUGGGGGUGGCUGAUCACGCUCUUCGUCUUGCCCGAAGUCAUCGGCACGUUACUUUUCCCCGCAAGCCGCUGGCGCUCCCGUCCAAACACCUACCGCAUCAUCUGCGGCAUCGGAGCCGUGGGUAAUAUCCUGAUGAUGAUGAUUGCGAAUCUGGUUGGGUUUGCCCUGGGCAUCGAUGGCAUCAAGGGACUUCUGGAGCAAUUACUGGGCAGCUAUGCGGGCCUGGCGUAUUUGGUUUCGGCUUGUUGUGCGUUGUUUGUUGGGGUUCAGGUGAUGUUUGAGAUUCGGGAGGAGGAAUUAAGGGCUGGGAUUCGCAUGAAGUGUUAGUUGUUAUUUUCUAACUCUCUCCUUCUCCCUCUUCUUUUUUUUUUUUUUUUUGUUUCUUUUCCUCUUCUUCUUCUUAUUUCCUCUUCCGUACUUGUAUUUGGUGCAUCUUUUGCAAUGUUUAUAUAUGUGUAGUGGUUUUAUGUCACUAGGAAAAUAAUUUAGAUGUUAUGAUGGGUAUUUAUUUGUAUUAGCGGGUAUCUGGGUAUCUGGGUUUGCCCAUUCUGCCAUAGCUCUAAUUAAUGG
Molecule: messenger RNA, 2220 nt
Organism: Aspergillus ochraceoroseus IBT 24754
Lineage: Eukaryota; Fungi; Ascomycota; Eurotiomycetes; Eurotiales; Aspergillaceae
Product: putative glycerol:H+ symporter (Gup1)
Exons: 4
Coding region: 40-1977 (645 amino acids)
Biological process (GO): GPI anchor biosynthetic process
Cellular component (GO): endoplasmic reticulum
Source: RefSeq, a predicted model, not a curated record